This is a messenger RNA of Ramularia collo-cygni, 2256 nucleotides long. RefSeq lists its product as uncharacterized. The record is from RefSeq and is a predicted model, not a curated record. The transcript has a single exon. Lineage: Eukaryota; Fungi; Ascomycota; Dothideomycetes; Mycosphaerellales; Mycosphaerellaceae. The coding region runs from base 1 to 2256 and encodes 751 amino acids.
AUGGGUUACUCGUUCGAUACAGACCACGAACGAACCGAAAUGGCGGCAUUGAACGCGCAGGACGCAGUAAAGGGUAUCGAUCAGGUGGAGAGCACGGCGCAUGAAGACUCGCGCGCAGAGCCUCAAUCUGCCUUUGACGACGACUCCGACGAUGAUGUUGAGGACAUCGACGAUGAUGAUGCUCAGAACAAGGGUACCGCCAAUGAGGACAACUCGUGGCUUGGUAGUGUAGACGAAGACGUCUCUGCGCUGGAUGAUGAUACCUCGGACCAAUAUGAAACAACUCCAACCGACCGGCCCACCGCUCUCGAUCUCGAUCAAUCACCAAAGCGCAGUCGCGACUCGGAUGAGACAGAAGACGACUUGGAAGAUCAGUACUCAUCGGAAUACAGCCCGCGCACUGCCAAACGUCUCCGUACUGAAUAUGAGCGGGGCUACGAAUACGACGACAGACCACUGACUGCAUUCCUUCUCAAUGGUGAUGAGGUYAUCGACAGCCUUGUGCGAAGACGCAAAAGCCCAAGAGGACGUUAUGAUGUCAAGGGUAAGCGCAUGGGAAAGCUUCUACCACCAUUUCCGGACCUCCCUGCGCGCGUCAGCCCGUUGGGACUGGAUUUUCACGUUGGCGCGGCGUGGAAGGGUCAUGUUUUUUUACCCCUCACUGAUGAUGGGGAGGUAAUCGUGGAGGAGGGGGAGGAGGAGGAGGUUGAUGCUCCGGAUGAUGCAAAGUUGUCGAUCUUUCGCGAUGAUGACAACGAUCGUGGCGACGAUGCUCAUCCGCCUCGCCCCUCAACUCCGAGCCCGGACUCCGACGACGAGGAGGAGGGGCAGUACGCCAGCUCGUAUCAGCCAAACUCGCAACCUGGGGACGACAAUUACUCUGACCGACUUGUUGAGAGUACCGCCUCAACCGCUUCUUCGAGUUUUGGGCAAGCUGCGGUCAGGUCUCGGAUGUCGAACUGGGCAGACGAAGCUGAUGAUGAAUUCAUUUUCGAUCCUUAUGUGCCGGGAUCCUCUUCAGCGACCGACGAUACUUCAACGACCGACGAUGACACUGCUCAGGCUCUGGACGACGAGCCGACUACCGAAAUCGCUUUAACCGAUUCCACAAACGUUCAGCAUCAAGAUGAGCUCCAGAUUGAGGGAGGCGAGCCUGCCGACGCUGCAGUUGUUGCGUCCACGUCAUCUUCCAGCAGCCCAGGCCAUACUGAGCCCUCUCCUUCUAUACCCAGGCGACCUGCUGCUGCCGAAAGGCACCCGUCUUCCAUGGCAACAGGACGCGAGGUGGGACAGCUUAGCGCGCCAACGCCUCGCGACGAUGAGCUCGCGCAACUCAAGCUAGAGAAUGCGAGACUGUUGUUUUCACUCCGUGGAUGUGAGGAUCGCGAAGAGAAGAAAGACGAGCAGUGGCGUCAAGUCUGGUCGGAAAAGACCCGCCUGGAGAACGAUCACCGCGAUCUGCUGGUCAAUUACGAUGGGCUUCUAAAUGCUUUCCGCAGAUUACAAAAUGAUCACCAAGAACUCCAAGGUGAAUUGCUGGACGCCAGACAACGCGCGGAAUAUGAUGCAGAGCAGCUGGCAGCAGAGCGGGCAGCUGAAGAUGCUCAGCGACUUGCAUACAUCACCAACUUGCAGCAGGAAGCCCAACGCAUGAGGAUAUGGGCAGAGCGCUUGGAUGCAGAUGCCGAGCCUACACGAGAGGUCAACGACGACUUGACGGCGAAGUUGGAAGAUGCGGAAAAGUUCAACGCGGCACUGCAGCAGCAACUCGAGAAUGCCAAUACCACCAUCGCCACGCUGCGAGAUGAGAAACAGAAGAGCGAUGAGCGAAAUGUCGAGUUGGCUGCGCAGGUGGAAGACUUAUCCACUGCACCUAUCGCCACAACACACUCUCCCACCAACCCGCAGUCUCACUUUGCGGGGCAACCAGCGAUGUCCACCUCAUCCCUCUUCUCCCCUCGUAUGGACCAGACACCACGACCCGCUUUCACUCUACCUCCUCUACAUGAAACGCGCGAAGCCCGAGAAGCCAGAUGGCGUAAUCUAGGCGCCCGCAGUGCUGCAGAAGACAGCACACAAAUCGCUCAGCGUCAAGCUCGGAGAGUCGCUGUGGRGCAAUAUAACGCGGAUCGCGAAUUGCGUUUACAAGCUUACAGGGCUGCUACGGGACGCGAGUAUGUGGAGGGCGAUGCUUCUUUGCGAAGAAGUGCUUUGGUGGGGAUUGUGAUUCAGCAGAGCAGUCCUCAGCUUGCAUAA